AUGCGCUCCGCGACGGCAGGGCUGCGCGUCUUGAACGCCGGUGCCAAUGCCGCGCCAUUGCGGAAUUCCCGUUUCCCGUGCCUCUGCGACCCGCGCCUUGUCAACAACAGCUCCGUCCUCCGCCGGCCACGGCACGGCCAUAUCCCCAUCUACCCCCGAUUCACACAUGUCCGCCUUGCCUCGAACGCAUCACGAGACGCCACUCCUCCCCAGAGCGAAGACCCCUCAACAUCGUCCUCGAGUACACCGCCGUCGUCUGCCGAGGACUGGGAAGAGAACCCCAACUUCAACAUUGAAAAGUUCUCGGAGCUGCCGCACACCAAUUUCGGCGUGAACCAGCACAUGAUCAUCAACGACGAGUUCAAGGAAGCGCUGCGGCAGAUUCUGUGGCAGUUCCGCGCGCCCAUCCGCUAUGCCUUUGCGUACGGGUCGGGCGUCUUCCCCCAGAGCGCGCUCAACGGCCGCGUGCCCACCGAGGCCGAGAUCAAGGCCAUCCACCCCAAAGCGCCCUUGGCCGUGCAGCGCGCCCAGGACGGCUCGCCCAAGAUGAUUGACUUUAUCUUUGGCGUCACCUUCACGCAGCACUGGCACAGCCUCAACCUGCACCAGCACCGCGACCACUACAGCGCGCUGGGGGCGCUCGGCUCGGGCGCCGUGUCGUACGUCCAGGACAGCGUGGGCGCGGGCGUCUACUUCAAUCCGUACGUGGUCGUCAACGGCAUCCUCGUCAAGUACGGCGUCGUCAACCUCGACACGCUCUGCGCCGACCUGAGCGAGUGGCAGACGCUGUACCUGGCCGGCCGCCUGCACAAGCCCGUCAAGAUCCUGCGCGACGACGCGCGCGUCCGCCUCGCCAACCAGAUCAACCUGCUGUCGGCGCUGCGCACGGCCCUGCUGCUGCUGCCGCCCGCGUUUACCGAGCGCGAGCUCUACAGCACCAUCGCCGCCAUCUCGUACCUGGGCGACCCGCGCAUGCGCCUGCCCACCGAGAACCCGCACAAGGUCGCCAACAUUGUCGACCACAACAUGAGCAACUUCCGCCGCCUCUACGCGCCGCUCAUCGACACCCUGCCCAACGCCCAGUUCAACGACAGCCGCUGCACCCAGCGCGGCUGGCUCGACGACGCCGACGCCAACCUGCAGCUCGCCCAGGACAUGGACCCCGUGCGCCGCGGCAACAUGGUGCGCCGCCUGCCCAAGGCGUUCCGCGAGCGCCUGUACUUUCAGUACCAGAAGCAGCUUGCCAUCCCGCGCGGCGAGUUCGACCGCAUGAUGGCCCGGACGCGCGACGAGGACGACGCGGCCGCCGGCGGCGGGUUCCGGCGCCAGCAGGCGACCGACUUUGAGCGGCGCAUCGUCGACGACGACGACCCGGCCACGCUGCGCAAACACGUGCGCCACGUCAUCCGGCAGACCAUCAACUGGCCGAGCACGUCGCAGAGCCUCAAGGGCGUGCUGACGUCCGGCGUGGGUCGGUCGCUGCGGUACAUGGGCGAGAAGAUGGCCAAGUUCCGGCAGGGCAGGAAGACGGCGGACGAGCCAGAGGCGAACACAGCGUCCAAGCCCGCGUCUGCAGACGGUGCGUCCGAGACGUCGACAGAGAAGUCGACCGAUGCACCUUCGGAGACUUCCAAGGACUCGGAAAAGAAGGGGUAG
Molecule: messenger RNA, 1656 nt
Organism: Sporothrix brasiliensis 5110
Lineage: Eukaryota; Fungi; Ascomycota; Sordariomycetes; Ophiostomatales; Ophiostomataceae
Product: MMP37-like protein
Exons: 3
Coding region: 1-1656 (551 amino acids)
Biological process (GO): cardiolipin biosynthetic process; CDP-diacylglycerol biosynthetic process
Cellular component (GO): mitochondrion
Molecular function (GO): phosphatidate cytidylyltransferase activity
Source: RefSeq, a predicted model, not a curated record